Molecule: messenger RNA, 4886 nt
Organism: Trichogramma pretiosum
Lineage: Eukaryota; Metazoa; Arthropoda; Insecta; Hymenoptera; Trichogrammatidae
Gene: Dronc
Exons: 13
Coding region: 938-3997 (1019 amino acids)
Biological process (GO): proteolysis; regulation of apoptotic process
Molecular function (GO): cysteine-type endopeptidase activity
Source: RefSeq, a predicted model, not a curated record
GGUGCACGCAUUUCGCGUCUCGCCACUGAUCUGCUGCAGUAUCAGACUCUCUCUCUCUCUCUCUCUCUCGCUUUAUAUUAUAUGCUUUUCCUAUAACAACACGGGGAUGAAUCAUCGCGGGUAAGCAACGUUGCCAUAUUUUCCCUGUAAACCGUCUGUCCACCACCACAAUACAGUCUGUUUGUGUAUAUCGUGCGUCCGCAAGUGCAGCAUCUAGACGUCAAAACAUAUAAAUACGGAUCGUACGAAAUGUGACGUCAAAAAUUGCUCUUCACGCGCUUUCUACUAAACACACAACACAAUGACACGCAGUAAAAUGGAUGCGCGCAUCGCGCACGAAGACGUUUAUUAUUUUUUUCACCAGUGUAAAAAUUAGAAAGAAAAACAACAAACAAGUGCGUGCAUAAUUCUUGGUAUAUUUCUUCGUCUCUGUGCAGUCUGCGUUUCGCAACCGAAUAGAAGUGUUGUGCCGUGCUCCGAACGCGUGAGCAAGUUUGCUUGGGGGAUAGUAUAUAGUAGAAAAGAGAGAGGGACGCCAAGGCGCCAAUAGCGGAGUGAAUCAGUCGAACAACGACACUGUGCAGCUAAACAACAAAGAAAUCAGCAGCAGCAGCAGCAGCCAGCAGUAGGCGCUUUGAGCGCGCCUCCUCGCACACGCACUCAUCGCGCAGCUCAUCAAAAACUACCUGUAUAAUAUUUCGUUAUCAUCGUUCUGUCGCUGCUCCGAAUCAUCACAUUAAAGAGCCUUUCUUGACUUUGUGUGCCGCACGCGCCACCGCCGUCACUGCCGACCCUGCAUUUAUUUUCUUUGUGAUAUUAUUUAUAACAAAAAAACGCAUCAGUCAGAUACGUUAAUCCUUUGUGUUCAUUGUGUGCACGUCUCGCGCUGCUCAUAUUUUCCCUCAAGAUUCUCUCUGGCUUACGUGUAGCAUGAGAGAUGGAGCAGAAGGAUCGCCAGAAGAUCGAUCACCUGUGCAGUCAGCUGUUGCAGGACCUUGACAUUUGCAAACUCUGGCCGAAACUUUUGGAAAACAAAGUUUACAACAGAGAUGAUGUCAAUAUUCCACAUUGGCUGAAAAGUUUAUCUGAUGCAGCAACAAUUUUAGAUAUAUGCUCCACCAUUAAAACUAGAGGUCCUCAUGCAUACAGCAAUCUUAUUACAAGCUUAAAAGAGUCUGGCCAUCAGAAUGUAGCUGAGAAGUUGGAAAAUUAUUCACUCUCUCCCAAUAACAUCAACUACAGUAAUAACAAUCUUAAAGAAAAUCUUAAAGAAAAUAAGUUGGAAAUACCAGCUUUAAAAAUUGUACCAACUCAAAAUUCAAACUUUAUAGAACAUUCCAAGGAUGACUUUCAUUUCAAACUAGAUGAAUCAUUGGAACCAUUAAUUAUCAAAGUAAAAAAGGCAGAAAUUUUUAGAGAUGGACCAGAAUAUGAUCAUAUUGAAAAAUAUCCCAUGAGAAGUGAUCCUAGAGGAUAUGUAUUAAUUAUUACAAACAUUGAAUAUGAUGUUUUGGAUCACAGACCCGGGGCCAAGUAUGAUAAAGAUAAUAUAAAAGAACUUUUUGAGCAGAUGGGUUUUAAAGUUAUAACACAUACAGACUUGACUGGACGGGCAAUUAAAGCAAAAGUAAAAGAAUUUGCUCAUAUGAAAGAAUUGAGAAAAGUGGAUUCAGCUUUCAUAGUGAUUUCUUCACAUGGAUUUGGGGAAAGAGGCAAGCAACAAACAGAAAUCAGAGGAAUAGAUUUUAAACUUACAGAUUACGAUCCAGUAUUUUGUACAGAUAUAAUUGAUUAUUUUACCACAGAAAAUUGUCCCUACUUGAGUGGUAAACCGAAAACAUUCAUAUUUCAAACAUGCAGAGGUAAUCUUCAUCAAAAAUCAGUUCCUCGAAACGCCACAGACUCUGGGAUAACUGUUUUUGAAGAUACAGAUACUCCAUAUGAAUUUUCAUCCCGCAAUUAUGAAGAUACUCUUAUUGCUUAUGCAACCUUACCAGGACAUGUUGCUUAUCGAGAUAAAUACAAUGGAAGUUGGUUCCUUCAAAUUUUAUGUGAAGUAUUCAUGAAUUAUGCCCAUGAAUUACAUCUUCAUGAUUUAUUUCUCAAGACUGACAGUAAAUUGAAAGACUUCAGAGCCAACCACAACAAGUGCCAAACACUGUGGAUUGUAAACCAAGGUUUUCACAAGCACUGCUACCUGAACCCUGGACUUUUUAAGAAGAAAAACGAAUCAACCAAAUAUUCGACUGCAACGCGACUGACUUACUCACAGACUCUCAGUUUCUGCUGGCCAGAUAUCUGGCUAAUCUGGCAACAGAGCAUGAGAUGGCCAACCUCUGUGAUACAUAAACGUAUUUACACAGGCCAUCAACAGACACCAGUUGCUUUGGUUUUAGUUAUACGUCUAUGUUUGAUUUUAGGAAAAUAUUUCAAAAUGGAGCAAAUCAAUUUAGUUGAAUCUCUGCAGAGUUUGGAAAUUAAUGUUAUUGAACGACCAGAAACACCAUCAACAGAAAAUUCUGAUUGCAACUCUCUUAAUAGCUCAGAAGAGGGUUCAUCAAGAGAAGAUAACUUUCAUGAAAAAAUACAAACGGUCAAAGAUCCUCUCAUUAUAAAUGUGAAAAAAGCUACAAAAUUCAGAGACAGACCAGAAAUAAAUCAUCUUGGAGUUUAUCCAAUGAGAAGUAAUCCGAGAGGGCUUGUACUUAUUAUAGCUAAUAAUUGUUAUACAGAAGAAAAAGACAGCAGACCAAGUGCAGAACAUGAUGAAACUAAUCUAAGAAAGCUUUUCACAGAUAUGGGGUUUAAAGUAAUUACCCAUUUUGACUUGACAGGAGAGGAUAUUUUGAAUAAAGUACAAGAAUUUUCUAAACUGCCUGAACUUAGACGAGUCGACUCUGCAUUUGUCAUAAUUUCUUCUCAUGGAAGUGGUCAAAUAGGCCAUCAAGAGACUGAAAUUUUAGGAAUUGAUUACAGUUCAAAUGAUUACAAAAGAGUUGUAUGCACAAAUAUUAUGAAUUAUUUUACUUCUGAAAAUUGUGUGAACUUGACAGGAAAACCUAAAAUUUUCAUCUUCCAAACUUGCAGAGGUAAAAACGUACAGGUUGCAAUUCCUAGAUGCAAAACAGAUGCAGCUACUACUCCAAAACGUCAAACUGCAAAUAGAUAUGUACAUUCUUCAGAAUCAUUAAGAAACUAUGAGGAUAUGUUGAUAGUUUACUCAACAAUACCUGGAUAUGUAUCAUACAGAGAUGAAUAUAAUGGAAGCUGGUUCAUCCAAAUAUUGUGUGAAGUUUUCAUGAAUUAUGCCUAUAAAAUUCAUGUACAAGAAUUAUUCAAUAUGAUCGAUUUGCGUCUGAAGACUGUACGUACUUUUAAAGAUAAUUGCCAAACUCCAUCUGUUACAUCUCAAGGAUUCAAUAAAUAUUGUUUUUUGAAUCCUGGAUUAUUUGACGAUAAGAAACAUUUUAAUGGAGAUACAAGCAAAAUGGAUAUCACAUUCAAAUGCUGUCCUCAUAGGAAAGCAAAUAUACAUGUUUGUUUUGAAUGUGAAUCUGUGUACCAUAAGAAAUGUGCUCAAAGAAUUGGAAGCAUUACAACUACUGGUAAAGUCAAAGCUCUUUGUUGCUCAGCAAAUCUCCAAGCCCAUAGCAAUGAAGUAGAUAAUAGAUCUUUCAAUGAAACUGUUGAUGAGCUUAAAAAAGUAUUAGCUGAAUUGAAAACAGAAAAGGAGAUUUUAAAGCAACAAAUGCCUAAUAUCAGAAAUAGAGAUGAUAAUUUAAUUUAUACUGAAGCCAAUUCUAAACCAGAAAUUUUGAAAGAAAAUGAGCAUCUGAAACAAAAAGUCCAACAACUGACAGAGAGAAAUAAUGAAUUGUUAACAGAAAAACUUGAUAAGAAAAAAAAGAAAUGUCAUUGGGUCAAAAGAAAAUUUGGUAGAGUAUUAAAAAGAAAACGGAUAAGAACUUCAAAUGUAGUUGAACCACAAGAUAUUUGAGAAUCACGAUGUUGCAAUAUAAAAUUGAUUUAUAUUUAUAUAAAUUUAUUAUAUUAAUCAUAAUCUAUAAGAUUAUGAUAUUCAUAUAAAUUUAUAUUGGUCAUAUUCUAUAAGAUUAUGAUGUUCAAAAGUCUUCCAAGUGCCUCAGACAAAUGAAAUUUUUCAUCAUUUAUUGUUAUCAUCAUUUGACUGAAGAAUAAGAUUUUAUGUAAUCCGCUUUUAAUAAGUCAAUUGUAAUACAGUGAAUUAUCUGUGAUAAUGAAGCAUUUGACAUUCAUAAAAAUAGUGGUACUGCCAAAUAUGGCAAAUAUGUCCAUGGAAGUAAGUACUUUAAAUAAUUAAUUUUUUGAAAGUACUAGCAAUAAUUUACAUCAAAUGUCUCUCUAUACAAGAUAAUUAAAAUUAGUGGACGCUUCUAUAAAUAUAAUUAUUCAUUAAGUUUUAUUAGAUCCAACUGCAAUUGUAAAGCGCAGAAUGCCAAUUUUUACAUUUAAUUUUAAUUUGAAAAUUUGUUGAUCUCAAAGAGCACAAUAUCAGUUAUAUGAAAUAUUUUGUUUUAUACUCAACCUUUGCAUUUAUCAGCAUUUAAAUUUUAUACAAGAGUCUAUUUACAUAGUGUAAUAAGAUACCUAUGUACAAUAUAGAGUAGUUAAUUUUUUAAGGAAAUAUAUAAUAGCGAAUGUAGCUGUAGUAGUGAUGCAAUCUUUACCUAUUUUACAACAAAUGGCGAUUGCCUUUGUUUUAGAUUAAAUAUUUUGUUAUAAAACAUAAACAUAAUCAAAUAUAAACUUGUACAACUAAAAAUGAAAUUAAAAAUUCAUUUUAUUAAUCCAAAAAGUUCGUUUUAUUAGAUAAGGAAUGGAAAAAAAUAAAUUGGUCAUUUCUAAAA